This is a messenger RNA of Knipowitschia caucasica, 648 nucleotides long. Lineage: Eukaryota; Metazoa; Chordata; Actinopteri; Gobiiformes; Gobiidae. The record is from the annotation of a GenBank genome assembly.
AUGACCCACGGUCAGAACAUCCCUCUGGGGCCACCGAGGGAGGUGUCCAGGGUUAGAACCAUGACCCACGGUCAGAACAUCCCUCUGGGGCCACCGAGGGAGGUGUCCAGGGUUAGAACCAUGACCCACGGUCAGAACAUCCCUCUGGGGCCACCGAGGGAGGUGUCCAGGGUUAGAACCAUGACCCACGGUCAGAACAUCCCUCUGGGGCCACCGAGGGAGGUGUCCAGGGUUAGAACCAUGACCCACGGUCAGAACAUCCCUCUGGGGCCACCGAGGGAGGUGUCCAGGGUUAGAACCAUGACCCACGGUCAGAACAUCCCUCUGGGGCCACCGAGGGAGGUGUCCAGGGUUAGAACCAUGACCCACGGUCAGAACAUCCCUCUGGGGCCACCGAGGGAGGUGUCCAGGGUUAGAACCAUGACCCACGGUCAGAACAUCCCUCUGGGGCCACCGAGGGAGGUGUCCAGGGUUAGAACCAUGACCCACGGUCAGAACAUCCCUCUGGGGCCACCGAGGGAGGUGUCCAGGGUUAGAACCAUGACCCACGGUCAGAACAUCCCUCUGGGGCCACCGAGGGAGGUGUCCAGGGUUAGAACCAUGACCCACGGUCAGAACAUCCCUCUGGGGCCACCGCGGUUCACUUGA